AUGGAUAAAGAGAAAGAAUCUGCUUUUGGUGAUUUUAAACUGAAUGAAAGCAACAAACUAAGGCAUCGUAUGAGGUAUUCAACUUUGUAUGACUUUCCAUUGUCUACUUUACAAAGAAAUUUAUCAGGAAAUAAUAUUUAUGAUUUAUCUAUUUCAGUAAGGAAAAUGAUGAUGAAGUCUUUUUAUAGUCGUCCACAAGAUCAGUUUUUAAUUGAAAAUGAUGGUGUUUUGAAUAUUCCAUUUGCUGUUUCGUUUUCAAAUAAUUAUUCUUUUUUUUGUGUAGCAGAUGAACUAGGAUAUGUUUAUUUGAUUGAUAGUACGAAGAAAGAUAUACCAAUUAAUAAUUCUUUAAAGUUAAAAUGUCAUGAUAAUGCUAUAUUUGAUAUUUCUUGGUCUUAUGAUGAUAAACUUCUGGCGUCAUCAUCUGGUGAUCAAACAGCACGUGUACUUGAUGUAUCUACUCAAAAGUUUGUUGCAAUUCUUUCAGGAUGUGCUUCCAGUACUUUGAAGCAAGUGUCCUUUCAAAAAAAUGAUCCUAAUAUCUUGGCAACAUGUUCUCGUAAUGGGAAGAUAUUGAUUUGGGAUCUUCGAUCUUGUAGUUUUAAACCUUCUUCAGAAUCAAUACAAACCCCAGUAGUUUCUAUUUCAAAUGCGCAUGGGAAAAUAAAACAUCAUUCUAGAAGAUCCAAGUUAUCUCCUAUAAGUAAUUCUGUAACAUCUAUACAAUGGCUUCAUAGAAAGAAUCUUUUAGCCAGUGCAUGCGAUGCUAAUAGUUUGAUUAGUAUUUGGGAUAUCCGAUUCUGCUCUCAGAAAUUUAUAAAACUUUAUGAAUCAAAACCUGCAAUUAGCAUAAGAAGUAAGAGAGAUUAUGGAAUUACGUCACUUGCUAUGCCAUCGUCUGGAUCGACAUUUUACGGACUUAGUAAGGAUAAUUAUAUAUAUGCAUAUUCUUCAAUACUUCCCGAGGAACCUAUUGGUAGUUUUACGCAUCCACAACUUGUAGUAAAGUCUUUUUUUGUUAAGAUUUCAUGUUCAAGAGAUGGUGAAUUUGUAGGAUGUGGAAGUACCAAUAGUAAGGUUAUAAUAGCAGACACAGCUAGUAUGACACAGAAUAAAAAUGUUGGUAUUGCAUUAGUAGCUGGUUGUGAGAAAGAAAUUACUGGUAUAUCAUGGAGUUAUGAUGAUUGUCUUGCAAGUAUUAGUGAUGAUGCAAGUUGUAGAAUUUGGAGACAAAGUCAAAAUAAUGAAGCAAAAACUAUUAAAAAUUGGAAUGAAGGGAAACGUUGGAGAUGGGGAUGGUCUGAAUAG
This is a messenger RNA of Pneumocystis jirovecii RU7, 1308 nucleotides long. RefSeq lists its product as uncharacterized. Gene Ontology annotation, biological process: proteasome-mediated ubiquitin-dependent protein catabolic process. Lineage: Eukaryota; Fungi; Ascomycota; Pneumocystomycetes; Pneumocystales; Pneumocystaceae. Bases 1 to 1308 code for a protein of 435 amino acids. The record is from RefSeq and is a predicted model, not a curated record. The transcript has 8 exons. Gene Ontology annotation, molecular function: protein binding; protein-macromolecule adaptor activity. Gene Ontology annotation, cellular component: nucleus.